AUUGAACGCUGGAGACAUCUUAUAUGAAGAGCACUUGAUACCAAAAGAUUUUAGGUUGUGUAAACCUAUGAUAAAACCUAUUACAUGGCAGAUUCCGAAGAAUUCUCUCAAGCUUAAUAUAGAUGCGAGCUACUUAUCUUAUCACGCGGCUGGGGGCGCUAUUUUGAGAGAUCGCGAAGGAAAACUAAUUAUUGCUUCCUCAUUUCUGGUCUCGGCUUCGUCUUCAUUUGAAGCUGAGCUUGCAGCUGUCCUUCACGCUACUUCUUGGGUGAUAUCCCUUGGAUUUCGUGGCUUCCAGGUUGAAUUUGACUCCAUGGAGGUGUUCGAACAGUUGCAGCGAAGAAGGGUUGGAAGGAGAAGAGAUGAGAUUAAUCGAUUGUUGGAUUUGUCUGAAGCGAGUGAU
Cuscuta epithymum is the source of this 403-nucleotide messenger RNA. Lineage: Eukaryota; Viridiplantae; Streptophyta; Magnoliopsida; Solanales; Convolvulaceae. The record is from the annotation of a GenBank genome assembly.